AUGAAGCUCAAGCUUGUGUCAUGGAAUGUUAGGGGAUUAAAUGAUGUGGGGAAAAGAAGGGUGGUGAGGAACUGUAUAGACCAAUGGAAGGCUAAUAUCGUAUGCCUACAAGAAACAAAAUUACAGGGGGAUUUACAGGAUAUCGUUAAACAAAUAUGGGGAGGAAGAUGGAACAGAUUUGCAUAUCUUGAGGCAAGUGGAACAAGAGGGGGAAUCAUUAUGUUAUGGGAUAGCAGGGUGUGGAAGGGAGAGAUACUACAAGUUGGUGCUUAUACUCUAACAUGUAGUUUUGAGGCUUUACUUCAAAAUUUCAACUGCCACAUAUCAGGGGUCUAUGCACCAAAUUGUAAGGUGGAAAGGAGGGAGGUGUGGAAUGAAUUAGGAGGGGUCAGAGGGAUUAAUGGAAGGGCCUUGGGCAAUUGUGGAGAUUUUAAUGUGUGCAGGUUCUCCUCGGAGAAAAGAAACUGUCAAAGAAGAUCUUCUGCCAUGAUUGAGUUCUCUGAUACUAUUGAGGACCUAGAGCUUAUAGAUUUGCUACUUGAAGGAGAAGGUUUUAGUGAGAAAAUCAGUAACUGGUGGAACUCUUUCUCCUUCUAUGGGAGGCCAGACUACAUCCUCGCAUGUAAAAUGAAAGCACGGAAAGAAAAGCUCAAAGAGUGGAGUAAAAUUGAAAAAGGAAAUCUGCAGAUUCAAAAGCUGAACAAAAGAGCAUUGACAGAGGAAGAGGCUACUUUGAAAGCAGAAAUCUUUAUGGAGUUCGAAGAACUGAUCAAAAAUGAGGAAUGUGCUUGGAGACAAAGGUCUAGAAUCUUGUGGUUGAAGGAAGGAGACAACAAUACAAAAUUCUUCCAUAAUCUGCAAAUGCCCACAAAAGAAGCAACCAUAUUGACCAGUUGGAAGUAG
Molecule: messenger RNA, 903 nt
Organism: Solanum tuberosum (potato)
Lineage: Eukaryota; Viridiplantae; Streptophyta; Magnoliopsida; Solanales; Solanaceae
Exons: 3
Coding region: 1-903 (300 amino acids)
Biological process (GO): base-excision repair
Cellular component (GO): nucleus
Molecular function (GO): double-stranded DNA 3'-5' DNA exonuclease activity; DNA-(apurinic or apyrimidinic site) endonuclease activity; phosphoric diester hydrolase activity
Source: RefSeq, a predicted model, not a curated record